Messenger RNA from Syngnathus acus (greater pipefish), 7839 nucleotides. It is a transcript of the gene col5a1, whose product is annotated as procollagen, type V, alpha 1. The record is from RefSeq and is a predicted model, not a curated record. The transcript is spliced from 67 exons. Gene Ontology annotation, molecular function: extracellular matrix structural constituent. Lineage: Eukaryota; Metazoa; Chordata; Actinopteri; Syngnathiformes; Syngnathidae. The coding region runs from base 260 to 6580 and encodes 2106 amino acids.
CGGCUGGAGGCGCCUCAGAGGAGCGCAGCAUCUGAGCGGGACAGGCGGCGUGUCCAGUCCGGAGGAUCCCCCCACGAAAAGCUUGGGACCCUUAUGGCUGCUUGAAAGCCCCCCACCCCUCCCCGCCAUCAACACAAUUCCUCCCCCGUUCCCCAUCUUUUUUUUCUUUCUUCCUUCUCUUUUUUUGCGAUCACAAGCGGCCGCGGGUCCGACUUGAGUUGAGCUGCGAAGCGCCGUGGUGCACUCAAGGCAGGCGGCCAUGGAUACCCCCAUCAGAUGGAAAGUUAAACGGAGGUUAAGGGACCCUCUGGUCUCCCUGCUUGUCAUUUUGCUUUUCGUCACAUCGCCAGCGAGUUCAGCGGAACCAGCCAACCUCUUGACGAUUUUAGAUUUUCCAAGUUUACCCGAAGGCGUCACAAAAUCAACGGGCUUCUGCUCAAAUCGGCGGUCGGCGCAAGGACCCGAUGUGGCCUACCGAGUAUCCAAAGAGGCGCAGCUAAGCGCCCCCACCAAACAGCUGUAUCCAGGUGAUGUGUUCCCUGAGGACUUUUCCAUCUUGGCCACAGUGAAGCCCAAAAAGGGCAGCCAGUCAUUCCUGUUGUCCGUGUACAACGAACAGGGAAUUCAGCAAGUCGGACUGGAAAUGGGGCGCUCGCCCGUCUUCCUCUACGAGGACCACACGGGAAAGCCCGGACCGGAGGACUACCCGCUUUUCCGGGGGAUCAACCUGGCCGACGGAAAGUGGCAUCGAGUGGCCAUCAGUGUGCACAAGCAGAGCAUCACCCUCAUUCUGGACUGUAAAAAGAAGACCACCCAGAAGCUGCUCCGAUCCGCCAACCCCAUCAUCGACACCAAAGGGAUUAUCGUGUUCGGAACCAGAAUACUUGAUGAAGAAGUCUUUGAGGGAGACAUCCAGCAGCUAAUGAUCGUAGCAGACCACCGCGCCGCCUAUGACUACUGCGAGCACUACAGUCCCGACUGCGAGGUGGCCGUCCCCGACCAGCCGCAGAACCAGGACCCCAACACCGACGACUACAACACAGAAGAGGACAGCUACUAUUACGAGUACCCCUACUACGAGGACGUGGACGGAAAGACCGUCGAGUCGACAUCUGAUGAUGAGGAGACAACCAAGGAUGUCAAGGUGACCGGUGCAGGCGGCCUGGCGUCCAAAGUGGAGGAAGUCGUGAGAGCCACCGGCACGGGUGGAAAAGCGGUCAUCUCUCCAUCUUCCGGCUCGUCCUCCAGCACGGGCUCGUCGUCCAGCAGCUCUUCUGCGAGCGCCACGGAUGACGCCGGCGCGUACGACGGUUACGACAACUACGGGACUUAUGAGAGCUACGACGACGAGGCGACGAAAGCACCUGGGGGCGCCGGCUCUCGGCGCGUCACCGUCACCGGUGAGCAAGUCAAGGUGGUUGGCGGAAAGGAUGACCUGAUCAUAGGAAGUGCCGUGGGAGGCAAGGUUAUCAGUGGCGGUGGCGGAUCCUCAAUCACCAUCAAUAAAACCACACUCGGAACCUCCUUCGGAGACUACAGUGAUUAUGGCGAUGGGGAUUAUGGUGUGGACAGCCACGUGACCACUGGUGGAGGCAGCAGCAGCCGUACAGAUCACAUUGGCGGUGGCGGUGGCAGCAGCAGCACCAUCCAUCUUGGUGGUGGCGGUAGCAGCAGCAGCGGCACCAUCCAUCUUGGCGGUGGCGGAAGUAGCAGCAGCAGCAGCACCAUCAAUCUUGGCGGUGGCAGCAGCACCGUCGACCUCGGCCUUGGCGGCGGCACCAUCGACCUUGGCCUUGGCGGCGGCACCAUCGACCUCGGCGGCGGCGGCAGCAGCAGUACCAUUGACCUCGGUGGAGGUAGCAGCACCAUUGACCUCGGUGGAGGUAGCAGCACCAUUAGGCUGGGCGGCGGAAGCAGCAGCGGUGGGACCACCUCACUGGGCGGCGGAGGCAGCAGCAGCAGCAGUAGCAUCGACCUCGGUCUCGGUGGAGGUAGCAGCAGUGGCACCAUCAGCAUGGGCGGCGGUGGCGGAGGAAGCAGCAGUAGCGCCGUCAUCCGAGGAGGAGGCGGAAGUAGCUCCACCGUCAACCUCGGCGGCGGUUCCGUUUCGGUCGGAGGUGGUUCCGUGUCAGCGGGAGGCUCUUCCACAGUCGGCGGUGGGUCGGCCAGUGCCGGAACCGGAGCCGGUGGUUCCAUCGCCACCGGAACGGGCCUGGGCAUUGAAGGCGAAGGGGACUACACUGACUUGGAUACCUUCAAAGAGGAGCACAUCAACAACUACGAUGAUUUGGAUCUCAAUAUUUACGAUAACUACGAUGAGUUGGAUUACCAGGACAAAGGCUCCAAAGUGCUUCCCGCCGAGACCAACGAGUAUUACGGACAGGUCGAUGGCGUCCGUGGCGAGAAGGGACAGAAGGGAGAACCCGCUAUCAUCGAGCCAGGAAUGCUGAUGGAGGGUCCGCCUGGGCCUGAGGGUCCAGCGGGUCUUCCCGGACCGCCAGGUGCCACUGGCUCACCGGGCAUUGCUGGAGACACCGGCGAAAGGGGUCUUCCAGGUCGUCCCGGUCUUCCUGGUGCUGAUGGUCUACCUGGACCCGCUGGCACAGUCCUGAUGCUGCCUUUCCGAUUCAGCGCCGGAGGGGACUCGGGUCAGAAGGGACCGGCCAUGUCUGCUCAGGAGGCCCAGAUGCAGGCAAUCAUGCAGCAGGCUCGGCUGGCGAUGCGUGGAUCCACCGGUCCCAUGGGUUUGACCGGCAGGACCGGCCCACUGGGUCCUCCUGGUAUUACGGGAGUGAAGGGAGAGUCCGGAGAGGCCGGUCCUCAGGGUCCACGUGGACCUUUGGGAUCAUCUGGACCUCACGGAAAGCCCGGCAGAAGGGGACGUGCCGGAGCUGACGGUGCCAGAGGGAUGCCAGGUCAAUCUGGACCCAAGGGAGAUCGCGGCUUCGACGGUCUGGCUGGACUUCCUGGCGAAAAAGGACACAGAGGUGAAGCAGGACCCCAUGGGCCACCUGGUGCACCCGGAGAGGAUGGAGAGAGGGGAGAUGACGGAGAGAUCGGACCAAGGGGACUUCCUGGGGAACCAGGACCCCGUGGUUUGCUCGGACCUAAAGGACCUCAGGGCUCACCCGGACCUCCCGGUGUCACCGGAGUGGACGGCCAUCCUGGACCCAAAGGCAACAUCGGACCUCAAGGAGAACCAGGACCUCCAGGACAGCAAGGCAACCCUGGUGCUCAGGGACUUGCCGGGCCUCAAGGUGCAAUCGGACCUCCUGGAGAGAAGGGUCCCACCGGUAAGCCCGGCUUGCCAGGAAUGCCAGGAGCUGACGGACCACCUGGUCACCCUGGAAAAGAAGGACCUCAUGGAGAGAAGGGACACAUGGGACCAGCCGGCCCUCAAGGACCCAUCGGUUAUCCCGGUCCUCGAGGCGUGAAGGGAGCAGAUGGUAUCCGUGGCCUGAAAGGAACUAAAGGAGAGAAGGGAGAAGACGGCUUCCCGGGCUUCAAGGGAGAUAUGGGCAUCAAGGGUGACAGGGGCGAACUUGGAGCAGCGGGACCCAGAGGAGAAGACGGUCCAGAGGGACCCAAAGGUCGCUCAGGUCUCCCCGGAGAUUCCGGUCCUCUCGGCCCAUCUGGCGAGAAGGGCAAACUUGGAGUGCCCGGCUUGCCUGGAUAUCCAGGAAGACAAGGACCAAAGGGAUCUCAAGGUUUCCAAGGCUUCCCUGGAGCUAACGGAGAGAAAGGAACUCGGGGAACGGCGGGAAAGUCGGGCCCUCGUGGCCAGCGAGGACCGACGGGCCCUCGAGGUGAGAGAGGCCCAAGAGGACCUACGGGAAAAGCUGGACCAAAAGGCACCUCAGGGACCGACGGACCUCCAGGACCUCUCGGCGAGCGGGGUCUGCCAGGACCUCAGGGACCAACUGGAUUCCCAGGACCAAAGGGCCCACCUGGGCCUGCUGGGAAAGACGGACUUCCUGGACACCCUGGACAGAGAGGAGAGACUGGAUUCCAAGGAAAGACUGGCCCUCCUGGUCCUCCAGGUGUGGUCGGACCUCAGGGACCAACAGGCGAGACUGGACCAAUGGGAGAUCGUGGCCACCCGGGACCCCCAGGUCCACCUGGUGAGCAGGGUCUUCCCGGAGCUGCUGGGAAGGAAGGCGCUAAGGGCGACCCCGGACCUUCUGGCCCCGCCGGUAAAGAUGGCCCACCUGGCCCGCGAGGCUUCACCGGCGAACGAGGCCUCCCCGGCCCUGUGGGGGCUCAUGGUCUGAAAGGCAAUGAGGGUCCAAACGGCCCACCUGGCCCAGCUGGUUCUCCUGGCGAACGUGGUCCCGCUGGACCCGCCGGACCAACAGGACUGCCCGGACGCCCCGGCCCCCAAGGGCCCCCAGGCCCCGCAGGAGAGAAAGGCGGACCGGGAGAGAAAGGACCUCAAGGCCCAGCCGGAAGAGAUGGUAUCCAAGGACCAGUUGGUCUACCAGGACCCGGGGGACCCCCUGGACCACCCGGAGAGGAUGGGGACAAGGGAGAACUUGGAGAGCCCGGUCAGAAAGGAGGCAAAGGUGACAAAGGCGAACAUGGUCCACCAGGCCCUACCGGACCCCAAGGACCAGUUGGAGCUCCUGGUCCUGCUGGAGCAGAUGGUGAGCCUGGUCCCAGAGGUCAGCAGGGUUUGUUUGGCCAGAAGGGAGACGAAGGAUCCAGAGGCUUCCCCGGACCCCCAGGUCCAGUCGGACUACAGGGCUUGCCCGGUCCACCUGGCGAAAAAGGAGAAACAGGCGAUGUUGGUCAGAUGGGUCCACCUGGCCCGCCUGGACCAAGAGGCCCCUCCGGAGCCCCUGGUGCCGAUGGCCCUCAGGGACCUCCCGGCGGCAUUGGCAACCCCGGUGCUGUUGGCGAGAAAGGAGAUGCUGGGGAGACCGGAGAGCCGGGUCUUCAGGGAGAUGGUGGUCCACCGGGACCCAGAGGAGAGCGUGGAGAAAAGGGAGAGGGCGGUCCGGCGGGUACUGCUGGACCACCUGGACCCAAGGGUCCCCCUGGAGACGAUGGUCCCAAAGGCAGCCCUGGUCCAAGCGGCUUCCCUGGUGAUCCAGGUCCCCCUGGAGAGCCUGGUCCAGCUGGCUUAGAUGGUCCACCUGGUGACAAGGGAGAUGAUGGAGAGGCUGGUCAGGCUGGUUCCCCGGGACCUACUGGAGAGUCUGGGUCCUCUGGACCACCAGGAAAGAGAGGACCGCCUGGAGUGACGGGACCUGAGGGAAGGCAAGGGGAGAAGGGAGCCAAGGGAGAGGCCGGAUUAGAAGGACCUCAAGGAAAGACUGGUCCUGUUGGGCCUCAAGGAUCUCCAGGAAAACCCGGUUCUGAAGGCCUGAGGGGAAUCCCUGGCCCUGUUGGGGAACAAGGUCUACCCGGUUCUCCUGGUCCAGACGGACCUCCCGGGCCAAUGGGUCCUCCGGGCUUACCUGGUUUGAAAGGAGACUCUGGUAUCAAAGGAGAAAAGGGUCACCCAGGUCUCAUCGGUCUUAUUGGACCUCCUGGCGAGCAGGGAGAAAAGGGCGACAGAGGUCUUCCCGGUCCAGCGGGAACUUCUGGCCCCAAAGGAGACAAUGGUAUCGCUGGUCCUUCUGGUCCUCUUGGUCCCCUUGGUCCACCUGGAUUACCCGGUCCUCCCGGUCCCAAAGGUGCUAAAGGGUCAUCUGGUCAAACUGGACCAAAGGGAGAAACUGGUACACCGGGAACUCCAGGCCCUCCGGGCCCCCCAGGCGAUGUCAUCCACCCACUGCCCCUCCAGGCCUCCACUAAGGGCCGCUCGCGCAGAAACAUCGACGCUAGCCAGAUGAUGGACGACGAGGCAGCGGACGCUAACUACAAGGACUAUGAUGACGGCAUGGAGGAGAUCUUCGGCUCGCUCAACUCACUCAAGUUGGAGAUCGAGCAGAUGAAGCACCCGCUGGGCACGCAGGCCAAUCCCGCCCGCACCUGCAAAGACUUGCAGCUGUGCCACCCUGACUUCCCUGACGGCGAGUACUGGAUCGAUCCCAACCAGGGCUGCUCUCGGGACUCCUUCAAGGUUUACUGUAACUUCACAGCCGGUGGCGAGAGCUGCAUCUUCCCUGACAAGAAGUCUGAAGGGGCUAGACUCACCUCGUGGUUAAAGGAGAACCCCGGCUCCUGGUUCAGUGAAUUCAAACGUGGUAAACUGCUCUCCUACGUGGACGCUGAGGGCAACCCAAUCGGCGUGGUCCAGAUGACCUUCAUGCGCCUGCUGAGCGCCGGCGCCCGCCAGAACCUGACGUACAGCUGUCACCAGUCUGUGGCUUGGCACGACCAGGACGGCGACAACUACGACAAGGCCAUUCGCUUCCUGGGCUCCAACGACGAGGAGAUGUCUUACGACAACAACCCCUACAUCCGAGCCGUGGUUGACGGCUGCGCGCUGAAAAAGGGCUACGACAGGACGGUACUGGAGAUCAACACUCCCAAGGUGGAGCAGGUGCCAUUUGUGGACAUCAUGUUCAACGACUUUGGCGGCUCCACGCAGAAGUUCGGUUUCGAAGUGGGCCCUGUCUGCUUCGUCGGCUAAAGACUGAGCAAAAGAUGGAGGCAAAUUGAAAGAAAAACAAGCGACACUUAUUUUUUGUUUCGAGGACAAUUCUAUUUGUAAAAAUAAUUUUUUUUUUGGGUUGGUUUUUUUUUUCUCCAUAAAGCAAAAUUCUGAAGGAUGAGAGGAAAUAACCUUGAAACCUCAGUGUGUCUUCUUCUCUACCACAUGCAAGUUUUGAAACCGGAUGAUCGCACGGUCUCCUGCCACGGACUCCAUUUUGGCUCCUCCUAGUUCCUGUCGCGCUCAUUCUUCACUUUAUUGUUGGGAGCUUUGUUUGUGCAUAAUUGUCCCUUCCUCUUCCUGCCCUUUUUUUUUUUUUAUAAAUAUAUAUAAAUAUAUAAAUAAUUUUUAUGUUUGUAAGUACAUUCUGUAUAUUGAUGCUGGUGUUUGUUUUAUUGCUCUACUGGCUUCAAAUCGUGCAUGUGACUCAAUUGACUGGGCGGAUACGGCGAUGACAUCAUCAUCAACAUUGACAAGGGAAUUUGACAGAUCUAAAAAAAACAACAAAACGAGGGACAAAAAAAAAAAAUUGGGAUUCUUGUUUGUAUGAAUGGAAAUAAAAGGAAAGAAGAGCUCAAACGAUCUGCAACCUAACAAACUAAAAGAAAUAAAAAUCGGAUGACGUCACCCGAAAAUCGGAAGAACUUCGGUGCUAUUUUUCUCUUCUGUGGUGCUACACUAUGUUUUUCCUCGUGGAUCUUUUUUGCUGCAUUUUUGUGCCUUCAUUUUUUUUCCCCUCGCAACACGGCCGUCUGCUUGAAUUUCGGGAACAAAUCAAAGUGACAUAAAAUAAUCCAAAGAGCAUUUUUUUGUUGUUUGUUGAUGUUUGUGAUGAAAAAGCAUGCCAAAAAAAAAAGAGAGCUUUAAAGUCAACAUUUGGACUGGGGAAAGGUGCUUUUUUCUUCUUCUGAAACAGGUUUUUGCACUCUCUUACGCUUACGACCACUAGUGUCUUACCACAGAAUGUUCUACAGCCCUCCACACUUUCAUAGUUUUUCAAACAAAUAAAAAUGAAUCAACAAAUAUGUGACUUGAACAAUUUCUCCAAAUGCUUUGCCAUUGUUCUGUUCUCUUUUUACAUUUUUUUCUUUUGCUGUUUUUUCAACCUGUAUACGGACACAAAAAAUUUUUCCUUUUUUUUUUUUCGUUUUCGAAAUGUCAAUAAAUCAAAGUUUACUGUGGCCAUCCACUCCUUUGUAUGUCUUUUGAAGCAUUAAAACUCAUCUGUAUGCAUGAAA